AGUGUUUCAACAGGAGGCAGUGUCAGUGGGACGCACUGAACAAAGUGAACCAGCUAUUGGGUUACAGUUUCACAGAACGUACAGGUCUUAUUUACCGGAUUAGCUAACAAAAGAAAAGAAGAUGGCAUCACAUGGUUUUGAAGAAGACCCUGACAGCAGUGUUUUCAGCCAUGUUCAUAGCUGAGCGCAUCCUCCAAUAGACGGCGUUGCCAUGGAGCCCGGCAGAGGAAGUGAGCCGACUAGCGAAACAAAGCCUUUGUCUGAUGCCUGCGAGGAGACAGCUAGGGGGAGUGAGGCCCUGCAGCCUGAGGCCGAGCCACCAUCUGAGUCCCCUGAUGCCAGUCCUCCCGAACCACAGCCGCCUGGGAAGCUGAGGAAGACCGCGUUCAAGCUCUUCGGAGGACGCAAGAGCAUCUGUGCCUUGCCCAGUUUCUUUGGCGGGAGGAACAAAACACAAGGAAAGGGGUCUUCGAAAAAAGGAAUAAGCAAGAGCAAAACUCAUGACUGCAUCAGCAAAGUCAGCUGGGAGGAAGGCAGAGGUGCAGGAUGCGUCCCAUCAGGGGACUUUGAGUACCACUGCCAGAAGGGUUCAGCUGGAAGGACCCUGACCAAUUCUGUAAGUGCACAUACCGUGAACGACCCUGGGAAAAGGACAGAGUUUCCUAAAGGGGAAUCGUGCCACCUGCUCACCUCGGAGGCUGGUGAUCACAAACUGGGUGUGGAAAAAUCCUUGUCCUUCCCUCGUCCAAUGAAGGGACUGAGGGGGCUGUUUAGCAGCAUUAGACGUCAUAAAAAGAAUAAAAAUGUUGAAUCUGAGAAGAGCGAGGUAUUUGAAUUGUCUGUAGACAUCCCUAAAGACUUAGUCCCUGUCUCUGAGUCAGGGGUUAGUCAUCAUCUGGGUAGUUUGGCAGAACCCAAUGUGCCUACUGGAGUAAAUGUCAAAGAGCGCUUUAUUAUUACUAAUGAAUGUAUUGCAAAUGAAACUUUGCCUGAAAAUGAAACUGCCCAAAUCAAACUCGACAGUCAAUCUUUAAAGGAAAGUCAGUCUUUGAAAGACACAUGUAAUGAUGUGGGGGAGAGGACAGGGGCUCUGAAUGCAAAUGGAGAAACACUCUGUUCAAACUCAGAGUUCACCUAUAUCCCCAAUGUCAGUACUCAUUCUGCUGAGAACGAUCAGCCUUCUGUUCACUCCUCAGAUCAGAUCAGCUUAAUUUUUGGCGAUGUUGCCUCUUUGAAGAGCUUUGAUUCCCUCACUGGCUGUGGGGACAUCAUUGCCGAUCAAGACGAUGACAGUGUCGCUGAAAGCACUGUCUCAGGAGAGCGUAGUCGAAAUGCCGGAAAAAGGAGCUCCUGCUACGUCACUUACCAGGGUGGAGGGGAAGAAAUGGCCACCCCUGAUGAGGUUGAUGAAGAUUACCUCCAGGGCUUGUGGGAAAAUGAGGCUGCGGCGGACGUUUGCUACACCUCCAGCCAGCAGCCCGAUUUUAUGGAGCAUGAUGAAGUCCUGCAGCCGGCUCUGCCCUCUCCUGAGAUGGAAGCCACUUGCAAUCACACCAUCCCACAUGCUGUUGUUGAUGUUUCCCUUACACCCGGGGAUGUUUUGACCCCACAAAGUGACCAGCAGGAGUCUGUCCCCAACAGUGAUGAGGGUUACUACGAUUCCACUACCCCUGGGCCAGAUGACGAUGUGGAUCGAGGUGUUGGUAGGUUAGGCAAGGAGAGACUACCGAGGGACAGUUACAGUGGAGAUGCUCUUUAUGAGCUCUUUGAGCCAGAUGAAAGCCUCAUGAGUCCCCCCCUCCAAGACGAGACCUUCGAGACGCAGCCACCCACCCCAGAUCCAUUGGAAUUUUUGGGGGUUAAACUGCAGAGCAACGACUCAAAAUUAUACCCUGGGCUGAGCCACAAAACCGGACUCAUGGAAACAGAGGAGGCUCGAUUAGCUAAAAUACAGCAGGAGCUGCUCUGCUGUGAACUGCAAGGCAUACAAAAAGCAUCCAAAGAACUGGCUGUGCUAGCCAAGGGCAGAUAUUUCCAAGAAAAAAGCAUCAGUGAUUGCAUUCCCAAACUGAACAAACCACAUCAGAGUGGUCUCAAGGAGGAGCAGGCCAUCUUACAGGUGACAAGUCAAAAAGGAAAAAGUGUGCAACAGGGAUCACUCAACCUGAAAGACAGUAAGAGUGAGAUUCUCUCUUGCAAUGGAGGGAGCAGUCAGAAGACGCAUGAUCAGCCGUACAUAAAAGCAACCGAAGCAGUUUGUUGCACACAUGUAACAAAGAUGCCUCACCCUUUACAAGAAUUGUCAUCAUACACUGAGCAAAGCAAUCAAAUGGCCGCUCUGACAGAGAACAGAGGAAAGACACAUUGCUCCAACAAAACUGAGGCAGAAACUGAGUAUGACCAAACUGUUUGUUUUUCCCAGGCUUUGGUGGACUUCACAAAACAUUCCAAGCUCUUCAACAGUCUCUCUGAUGGUUUGGAGAGUUCUGAUUCAAGUUCUUCUUUUGCCCAGAAUAUGCAGGCACUUCCUGCAAUGGUCACGUUUGAUGUUGUUGAUAUGGAAAAUGAGGGAGAAUGUGAUCGCCAAAUAGAGAUGGUCACCGAUGAGGACAUAGUGUCGCCCCACGAAGCUUAUGAUGAAAGCUACCUGCAGAAGGAUGCUUUCGCUGAAUGUGAUGAUAGAAUGUUCAACUUCUAUGACCAGAGUUUGUUUCUUAGGAACAGCUGGGGGGUUGCUAGUCUCCCAAGGCACCUCAGCCUCACCAGGGUCAAUCAACCCAUGCCAGCCCCACUGUCCUUAAACAGGAGAAGCAGGUCUCUAGACACUGACAGCCUGGAAUUUGAGGUGAGUGAUAUGUAUCUAGCACAGCCUAGAGUUGGCCCCUCUUUGAAUCACGUAACCAGAACAGAAAGAGACUCCAAGAGGGUGUCUUCCCUCCACCGCAAACGGACUGGGGACUCUACAAGCUCAGAGCCGAGGGAUAGCACUGAUCUCAUGGUUGUUACACAGCAGCAAGAGUCUGCAGGGUCCUUCAUGCGCCCUUCAACAGAUGGGAAGAGGGUGUGCCAGGUGCAGGGUCUUGCUCCAGCUCAGAAAGACAGGGCAAAGCCGCCAUGCGGUCCAAUGAGGCGACCGGAAGCUCAGCCAGUUGGCCGCCCACCUAACUGGAAAACCCGGCCGCAGAUUUCGAAGCGUGCAGUGGAGGACCGGGUGGCCUGUAACACUAUGCCACAGAGCCCUGGGCACUUAACUAGACCAUCUCAUCUGCCCUUACAGUCUGGAGACUGCAUCUCCCACCAACCCCAGCGCACUUUCACGGGGACGUCCAGAGAGAGUUUGUGUGACAGAACUGAUUGUACAUCAGAUGACAGAAGUGAGGCGUACUUCUUGAAGAAUUACGCCUUGACACAGUACUCGGAUUCCUCCCAUCAGCACACCAAGGUCAAACCCAUUGGGGUCACCCAAGGGGUGCCUCAUUUUCACUCUGACAUCAGUAAUGCAUCAAAACCAGCCAUCUUCCAGGAGCACCGAGAGUUCAUCAGUAAAGGCAGAAAAGCAGUUGAUGCGGCAUUGCCUGUUGAAUGUAACAAACGCACUACAUAGAUAUUAUCCUAUACACAUAAAGCUUUUAGGUUUUUAAAUUUUUUUAUUGUGUUUGUAUGUAGCCAGUGUUGUCUUCUCACAUGCCACCAAAGACACCUUGCUGUAUGUUUACCCCACUGAUAACUUAACUGGCUUAAUAGCUUACCCCUUUUUGACACUUGUGUAUGUAUUAUUUUUUAGGAAUGCUAACAGCACACCUCAUGUACUUUAAUUGUACUGUAUAGUGAUGUAAAAAAUCAUGAGGCAAAGUGCUGCACCAAUCAAAAAGCUAGCAAUUUUGAAAUCCAGCCUCGUAAU
Messenger RNA from Megalops cyprinoides (Indo-Pacific tarpon), 3901 nucleotides. It is a transcript of the gene amer1, whose product is annotated as APC membrane recruitment protein 1. The record is from RefSeq and is a predicted model, not a curated record. Gene Ontology annotation, biological process: regulation of canonical Wnt signaling pathway. Lineage: Eukaryota; Metazoa; Chordata; Actinopteri; Elopiformes; Megalopidae. Bases 212 to 3604 code for a protein of 1130 amino acids. Gene Ontology annotation, molecular function: beta-catenin binding; phosphatidylinositol-4,5-bisphosphate binding. Gene Ontology annotation, cellular component: plasma membrane. The transcript has 2 exons.